AUACGAAGAAAAGCUGACGAGUUCGGUGCCAGAAGGGAAAAAGCAUCUUUCUUCCUUCCGUUCAACUGCAACUACCAUUCCGUUCAUUUUCGUUUUAACCUUAGUCAAGAUUGAAGCGUUGUUGCAUAAAGUGUAUAGCAUAUUGUCAUGGAAAAUUGUGAGGAGUCAAAGCCGAAACCAUCUUCCUCUGAGCCUGAACCUACUGGGGUGGUCACAACAGAGUCUCAGCCCACUGUGGAGACACAGAUGGCGAAAGCUUCUUCGUCAAUGAUCCCCACAACCUCAUGGUUUACCCCGAAGAGGCUACUCAUUAUAUUUUGCCUGAUCAACUUGUUAAACUAUCUAGACCGAGGAGCCAUAGCAAGCAACGGAGUUAAUGGAACUCAAGGAACUUGCACAAAAGGUGGUACCUGCGCGGCUGGUACUGGAAUACAGGGACAAUUUAAGUUGAACAAUUUUGAAGAUGGAGUUCUAUCGUCUGCUUUUAUGGUUGGACUUCUUGUGGCUUCUCCAGUAUUUGCAUCACUAGUGAAGUCUGUAAAUCCGUUUAGACUUAUUGGAGUUGGGUUGACAGUUUGGACUCUUGCAACCAUGGGUUGUGGUUUUGCUUUCAGUUACUGGUUCAUUACACUUUGUCGCAUGCUAGUUGGCGUUGGUGAGGCAUCAUUUAUAAGUCUUGCAGCUCCAUUUAUUGAUGACAAUGCUCCAGUUGCUCAGAAAACAGCAUGGCUUGCGAUAUUUUACAUGUGCAUACCAGCGGGAUAUGCUCUUGGCUAUGUUUUUGGUGGUUUUAUUGGAACUCAUUUUGGGUGGCGUUAUGCAUUCUGGGUGGAGUCUGUAUUGAUGAUUCCGUUUGUUAUUAUGGGAUUCUCGAUGAAGCCUUUGCAGAUGAAAGGUUUUGUUCCUGCUGAAUCUCAAAAGGCAGUGGCGCCUGAGACUGUUGUCUUGCAAGUUCAAGAUACAGAGGCUUCAAAUGGUAAAGACGACUCACUGUCCUUGAAGUCAAAGUUUGAAGAUAAAAGCUCGCGUGAACCAUCCAAGUGGUCAACAUCAGCUAGCAAUGUAUGGGAGCAGAUCUCACUAUUUAUGAAAGAUAUGAAAGUGCUUUUGCUUAAUAAGGUUUAUGUCGUUAAUGUUCUAGGUUACAUAGCAUACAACUUUGUCAUAGGUGCUUACUCAUAUUGGGGACCCAAAGCUGGGUAUUAUAUAUAUAACAUGACUGAUGCUGAUAUGAUAUUUGGAGGAAUCACAGUCGUGUGUGGAAUAUUGGGCACGUUAGCUGGAGGCUUAAUUCUCGAUUACAUGAACAACACCCUAUCAAAUGCAUUUAAGCUUCUUUCGUUGUCAACAGCUAUUGGGGCAGCAUUUUGUUUUGGUGCAUUCUUAUUCAGAAACAUGUAUGGCUUCCUUGUUCUUUUUGCCAUCGGUGAACUACUUGUUUUUGCCACUCAGGGUCCCGUGAAUUAUAUAUGUCUUCAUUCUGUUCAACCAAGUUUGAGGCCUCUAUCAAUGGCUAUGUCCACCGUUGCCAUUCAUGUCUUCGGAGACGUGCCAUCUUCCCCACUUGUUGGAGUUUUCCAGGAUCAUAUUCACAACUGGAGAACCACCGCACUGACUCUAACUGCUAUCCUAUUCCCAGCAGCAGGAAUAUGGUUUAUAGGUAUAUUUUUGCGCAGUGUUGAUAGAUUUAACGAAGAUAAUGAAGUGCAAAGGUCAAACACCACUCCAUUGCUUAAAGAGAAUAAUAAUACUGAAGAUACAUCACCAUCUGCUCCUCCUGCUCCUCAACACCAACAAUGUUGAUUCCCUUAUAUUUUCUUAGUGUUUAUACGGCCACCAUUCAACUGUAUAUAGCAUUCGUUUUAUUCUUUUAACACUUAAAACCUCGUUUUUGGUUGUGCUAAAGGAAAAGGAACAUACCAAGAUUCAAUGUUAUAAUGUAUCAUUGGUGUGUGAUAUUUAGCAGCUUUUUUGACUUUUUUUUUGUUAGUGGACCAAAAAAGGGCACUGUGGCUCUGCCAAUCAAAUAUCAUAUUAAUGUUGAAUAUGUCUGAC
Molecule: messenger RNA, 2055 nt
Organism: Neltuma alba
Lineage: Eukaryota; Viridiplantae; Streptophyta; Magnoliopsida; Fabales; Fabaceae
Product: probable sphingolipid transporter spinster homolog 2
Exons: 16
Coding region: 148-1803 (551 amino acids)
Biological process (GO): transmembrane transport
Cellular component (GO): membrane
Molecular function (GO): transmembrane transporter activity
Source: RefSeq, a predicted model, not a curated record